This is a messenger RNA of Pieris rapae (cabbage white), 1168 nucleotides long. RefSeq names its product cilia- and flagella-associated protein 298. Gene Ontology annotation, biological process: regulation of cilium movement. The record is from RefSeq and is a predicted model, not a curated record. Bases 59 to 934 code for a protein of 291 amino acids. The transcript is spliced from 4 exons. NCBI's taxonomy places the organism in Eukaryota, Metazoa, Arthropoda, Insecta, Lepidoptera, Pieridae.
GUUUGUUUUAUCAUUAUUAUCGACUACGAAGAUCGUAAAAGCUGCACCUUGUUGAAAAAUGGUGGUUUUCCUUGUAAAAAGAGGUGACGAAAACCAAUUUCUAUAUGAAACAAAUGUUGAAAACCCAGUAGAUGACGUAGUAAGGGAUAUCGUGGCGAUAUUCAACGGACGAUUGAAGAUUAUGAGAAUUUGUAACGAGUUAGAGGAACUGUGGAAGCAUGGAACGUUUUUACCUACAGAAAUGCAGGGGCUCACUGAAGAACAGAUACUAGAAUUAAAGCUAGAAGAUCCAUGGGCAAAACGGUGUGCCCCACAAGGGUAUGUGGUGGCAAAAGACGAAAUGGGACGUCGCUGUGGCCUUGCUCCACCACCAAAUCUUCAGGAAGUGCUCAAAAAGGCUGCUGAGUUUGCUAAAGAAACGAUUAGUAAGAAACACGUUGACCUUCGGAAGUUUAUGACUCAAAAAGAUGUAGCUAGGGCCUUGGAAGAACUUCUUGGUGCAACCAAAAUCGUCUUUCCUGCUGGUCUUCCACCCCACGACCCUGUUCGAAUGGAGCUGGAUAAUGUUGAGGAUCUUUCUGGAACCCAGGCAGCUAACGAGGUGAUCGAUCCAUCUAGGGCCUGCCUUUGGGCUUGCGGGAAAAAAUUUAUCAAUGGAAAUAAGCUCAGUGAUCAUUUGGGUAAAAACGACAAAUCCAAAGUGACAGUUAAGUUGUGCAGCGCAUCGGAAGGAGCACCAGGAAGAGAGCCAGUAUUGACCGAAGAAGAGAGAAAACAGUUAAUGCUACAAGCAUACCGGAAACAGGAGGAAUGGAAGAAACUAGAGCAAGAUGAUGAUGACAACUACUUGAACUCUAAGUGGUCUGACGGACAGAAUCUGAAGAGGCAGUUUCAUGGUUUGAAUAACAUAUCUUGGAGACCCGGUGGAAAAUAAUAUGUAGGAAAGCUUAUGUCUACAACUAAAAAUAGUUUGUUCCUAAUUUAAACACAAUUAAUCUUAUUUACAUUUAUUGUUAAGACAUUUCAAACAAUCAUAAGAUCAGUUUUAAUAAUAUUUUAAUAAGAGUUACGUUUUUCUUUCUGAUGAAACAGUUCAAGAAACAUACUUAAUUUUACGUACACCUUGGUUUUAGUUGCCAUGUAUUUACUUUAUAAUAAAUUAUAUUUA